Molecule: messenger RNA, 1663 nt
Organism: Oncorhynchus tshawytscha (Chinook salmon)
Lineage: Eukaryota; Metazoa; Chordata; Actinopteri; Salmoniformes; Salmonidae
Product: mpv17-like protein
Exons: 4
Coding region: 962-1618 (218 amino acids)
Cellular component (GO): cytoplasm; membrane
Source: RefSeq, a predicted model, not a curated record
CCAUACAUGCGCGUAAAAGUGAAGUACGGUGUCCAGUGCUCGCAGCUUCACAGAUUAACAACACAUUUGAUUGGUUUAAAAUCCGCAUGCCCACCACUCUAAAAAACUAACAGGGGUCAUUGUGAUUUGUGGAGUUGUUGAAGCGCGCUAUACAUCUGAGCGCCUCACGGGACAAUCCUCUAGAUUAGCGGUUGACGCAGAGGAUGGAUUUCGUAGAUAGCAACCUGAUACUGUACGGUACUGGUCGGUAUACAGGGACGUCGGUAUACAGGGACGGGAUGAUCUAGAAUGGACGAAUGAAAUGCUUUAAAUGUAACCUAUUUCGAUACUCUUCCUAUUAUCAAAUUAGUCCGUCGUUAUAAGGAUAGAAUGUGUGUAGUCCUAAUCUUUAAAUAGGCUAGAUGAGCUAUGACCGGAGAGCUAAAUAUGGACCAUUCCUGUUUCGAUACCGAAAUGAAGAGACCCAACGGAAUGGUGGCAGAUUUGGUGAUUUACAACACGAUCUUGUGGGACGUUUGUGAUGGAGCCGUUUAACUUUCUCACUUAAACAAGCAGAUGUAAGAAUGCGUGUAACGGUACUUUAAUGGUUGGAAGUAACAUCUAAACCUUUUGGCUAAAAUGAAUGUAUUGUCGAGUUCUGCUUGCUCACUAACAUCAGAUAAUAAUCUCAGGUAUACAAGCGUAGACUACAUUUAGCUGGCAUGCCAAGUGUGUGAAUAGUAGGAACUUUAAAAUAUCUAUCCCGCCAUUGUGCCCUUGGGUAGGGCACUUUAACCUAUAACCUGCUCCAGGGCCGCUGUUCUGCCACUGACCGACCGGUGCCUCUCUCAACGUGUGUGUUUCUUCACCUAGGAGGGUUUGGAAAGGCAGAAGACAACUUUACUUUUGAAGUUUCACCCAACAAUGGACUGCACGAUUAUAUUCUACUCUGUUCUGUUGUCGUAGAACACCGCAGUUCAAAAUGAACGUGUUGAAAAUUAGGAAAGUCGUAUUAAAAGAAGCGGUUAAACGCUUUCCAUGGCUUGCCAACGUUACUCUGUAUGGCUGCCUGUUUGCCGGCGGCGACUUUGUUCAUCAAAUGAUCGCACAAAGAGAAGAGAUGGACUGGAAACACACCAGAAAUGUUGCCAUAGUGGCCAUCAGCUUCCAUGGAAACUUUAAUUAUUUCUGGUUACGGGCUUUGGAAAGCCGUUUCCCGGGAAAAUCUCCCGGAAUGCUCUUCCGCAAACUGCUCCUGGACCAAAGUUUUGCAUCACCCUUGGCAACGAGUGUCUUCUACACAGGAGUGAGUUUCUUGGAGAAUAAAGACGACGUCUUCGAGGACUGGAGAGAAAAGUUCCUCAACACGUACAAGACUGGACUCAUGUACUGGCCUUUCAUGCAGUUCCUAAACUUCAUCCUGAUGCCUCUGUACCUGAGGACAGUCUUCAUGGGCUGCUGUGCGUUCCUGUGGGCCACCUUCCUGUGUUUCUCCCGGCAGAGUGGGGACGGUACGGCCAGCGUGGCCCUCGCCUUCGUCCUGUAUCCCAAACAGAGGCUGCAGGCCGCCCGGGAGGCCCACCUCGCCCGCCAGAAACAGAAAGAAGAGGAGGAACAGCAGCAGAGCACUGGCAACUAAAUGAAUUGAUUCAAUGAGAUUCGAUUCAAUUCAGGGAACAGGAAA